AUGCAUACGAAUUCUGCAACCUAUGGCCUGUGGCUAAUCAGUUUUCUGCGGCUCGCCAUUCUUGCUUUGUGUGAUACGCAGGAAGUCAAUGUUGGCUUCAUCCUUGAGGGGCCAGCCGAGAGAGAGACCACAGUCAUUCAAAAGGCGAUAACAGCAGCGAAUAGGAAACUGGCUGAACUCCUGAGCGGUCAGUCUCAUCAGGUUACGCUGGCUCCUCUGAUAAAACACAUCGACCCCCGAAAUGCCUUUGCUGCCACGAAAGCAGCAUGCGACCUGCUGAUGGACCAAGUGAUCACUGUCUUUGGACCCGAAAGCACACUAGCUUCGACUCGGGUUUUAUGGGUCGCUCAGAAAUAUAGCAUUCCCUACGUGGUGGUCCAGUGGGGAGAUGAUGAGCCCCUCCACAAUUACUCCAUCAACCUCCACCCCUCAUACAAUGAAGUGGGUCGCGUCCUUCGACGGUUCAUCGAGGAAGCUGAAGAUUGGACGCAUCUCGGAAUCAUCUAUGCUGAUGACGAAGGACUCGAAAAAUUUGAAAGUUUGCUGACUUACUUCAAGGGCGAGGUCAUGAUGCGCAAGUGGGACACCAAUGAUAUGGAACACAAAUACGUCAUCAAGUACUUCAGGACAACGAUGUCACAGUUUCGUUUUGUGGUUGACAUUCCGCAGUCAGAAAUACCCGAUUUUCUUGAUCUGAUCGCCGAGUACAACAUGACAAAUCAGUAUUACAGUUACAUCUUUACGGACUGGGAUACGCAGUUUUUGGACCCAAAAGCCUUUGCUGUCGACAAGGGUGCCAACUUCUCUGCCAUCGCCCUCACAAACAUUGUGGGUCAGCAGUACCAGCCUCCACCGCAUCAGGACAUAAACCGACAGGCUGCGCCCAAGACUGGUGUCGCCUCGGAGCCGGGAGCUGCAAACGGACGUGAGAGUCUGACCCAUUAUCUACUUCUUUACGAUACGCUGCAUCUUUUGGCCGUUGGUAUUUCGAGGUUCAUUUCCACAACCUCCCUUGCAAUCCAACCUCCCUCGGGUCUGUCCUGCAGCUCAGGAGACACAUGGAGCCAGGGAACGACUAUUCUAGAGAGUAUUAAAUCGGUGGGUCCCGAUGAUGUCAAUGGUUUCACCGGACGCAUUCUAUUUGAUGAGCAUGGUCGUCGAAAGGGCGUAAAUAUCAGCGUUCUGGAGAUAAAUCGUGAGGGUUUUCAAGAGUUUGGCUACUGGAACGAGAUCGAUGAAUUCGUGGUCACAAAAAAGUUUGCUGAAACGCAGGCUGAAAUACAAAAAGAACUAAAGGGCCAGACUCUCAGAGUGACAACGCUUGAGGAUACACCAUUCAUAAUGUACAAGGGUAACCUAACGGCCACCGGCGAGAAAUCAGUGGAUCCCAAGGACUGGCAUGGCUUCUGCAUAGACCUGCUAAAUGAAUGUGCCGCAAUGCUGCAUUUCAACUAUACCGUCCAUCCGGCCGCCGAUGGUAGCUACGGCAGGGCUCAAAUAAUUGACGGCGUUGAAAUUUGGGAUGGCAUAAUCGGCGAUCUCCAGUUCAAGAUUCUCGAGAUUGCCAACUAG
Molecule: messenger RNA, 1572 nt
Organism: Dibothriocephalus latus
Lineage: Eukaryota; Metazoa; Platyhelminthes; Cestoda; Diphyllobothriidea; Diphyllobothriidae
Source: the annotation of a GenBank genome assembly